This is a messenger RNA of Nothoprocta perdicaria, 2052 nucleotides long. It is a transcript of the gene ECHDC1, whose product is annotated as ethylmalonyl-CoA decarboxylase 1. Bases 105 to 1007 code for a protein of 300 amino acids. Gene Ontology annotation, cellular component: cytosol. Gene Ontology annotation, biological process: fatty acid beta-oxidation. The transcript has 6 exons. The record is from RefSeq and is a predicted model, not a curated record. Gene Ontology annotation, molecular function: enoyl-CoA hydratase activity. NCBI's taxonomy places the organism in Eukaryota, Metazoa, Chordata, Aves, Tinamiformes, Tinamidae.
UUUACUGGGGAUUGUGCCAAGCCUUAGCUGGCAGGCAGAGUUGGAAGAGGCUGUUACCUGAUGCAUGCAAGUUGAUCCAACCUGUUUUUGAUUCAAGGAGAGAAAUGGCAACUUGUCUAUGGAAAAACUUACUUCAGACUACAAAAGAAAGAAUAAUACAACAACAAAGGGCAUCACUAUAUGACUCUGCUCAUGGGUAUCGAGAAGAACUGAUAAAGAAGAAACUUCAGCAAUUUGCUGGGGGAUCCAUCAACCUUUCCAAAGAAGAGGAUGGUAUUGGAAUCCUGACCUUGAACAACCCAAGGCUAAUGAAUGCCUUCACAGGCACGAUGAUGAUAGAGCUCCAGGAGAAGGUAACUGAAUUGGAAAACUGGAAGGAUGGCAAAGGCCUUAUCGUCCGCGGUGCAGGAAACACUUUUUGUUCAGGAUCCGAUUUGAAUGCUGUCAAAGCAAUAUCCAACUCUGAGGAUGGGAUGAAUAUGUGCAUGUUUAUGCAAAAUACCUUAACCAGACUUAUGAGAUUGCCAUUGAUCAGUGUUGCCCUAGUCCAAGGGAAAGCUCUCGGAGGAGGAGCAGAGCUUACCACGGCGUGUGAUUUCAGGCUGAUGGCUCCGGGAAGCGAAAUUCGCUUUGUCCAUAAGCAGAUGGGUCUGGUCCCCGGCUGGGGAGGAGCGACGCGGCUGGUGCAGCUCGUGGGCAGCAGGGCCGCCCUGCAGCUCCUGAGCGGUGCCCUCAGGGUGGAUCCCGAGCGAGCGCUGGGCCUGGGGCUUUCCCAGGAGACGCUGGCGUCUUCGGUGGAAGCGGCGUCCCUGGAAGAAGCCCGAGCCUGGCUGAGUCGCUACACRGACGCCCCGGCCAGUGUGAUUCAGGCCAUGAAAAAGGUGGUGACAGCAGGAAAAGAGCUGCCGCUUGCAGCUGCCUUGAGGACAGAGAGGGACGUUUUCGGAUCGGUGUGGGGAGSGCCUGCCAAUUUGCAGGCGUUGCUUCAAAGAACAAAGCACAGGUGAUGUGCAGGGUGUAAGAAAUGUUGGUGAUCCCACAGCUCUCGCUGGAGCAGACCUGAAAUUGAGUCAUUUAAGAACUUGUUCAUUUAAACUGAUACUAACGUUGCUGUGUCUCACAUCAGGCAGAUGUGUUUGCUGUGCAACCACAAGGAAAUCCUCUGCAGAUUCUUUAAUGUUCUAAUCACUCAUUGAAUGGGGAUUAGUGAAAUUAGCAUGUAAAGGUAAGUACUGUGCUGAGAAUUAAACUAUUAAUUCUUCUGGAAUGAGGCCGAAGACUUUCUUUGGAGUUAAUUUURUUUUUCUAAUUGGUAUGGAAAUGAAUUGCUUGGGAGAGAAGUUUUAUUUGCAGAACAGGUGCAUCUAAAGCUGCACAAUUAGUUGUUCAGCAUGUGACCAGUGUCUUAAAACAGCUUUGAUGGGACAAUAAAUGAUGAGUAGAUUCUUUUUUCUUUYUUUUUUUUUUUUUUUUCCUUCCAUCUCCAAUCAAUUCUUGGUGUAAUUGCUGAUACUGUAACCGGGGACUUUGAACCUUGUGGUAAUUUUUACAGAAGCAGCUCUAACACGUUCAGGCAGUUGUAGCCUUUGUUCACCACUCUGGAUCCAAACCCUUCAACACGUUUAGGUGUCCCCUUGCUACCAUAGGAAUCUGAUUCCAUCUGAGCCAUAGGCGAAUUCCUGUGGUCUGGAUCAGUGCCGCUGGGCACGUGCAGCGGUGCCAACCUGACUCCUCUGCUGAGGAGCCUGCUGCAGUAUUGGAAAGCCAUGACAUGCAGCUCCCCAAAAUGGUUUUCCUUUAUUGGACAGUGAUUCCUUCUGUUCUCUUGAAAGACUUCUCUAUGGAUCUCUCCGGUCAGGCCCUAGGACAGAGUAUUUUUACUGGUAGGGCAUAUUUAGGUUGUGAAAGACCAAAGGAYUUGGAACUCGGACUUCAGCGACUAUGCGAGUAGUGAAGUAAUUCAGUGGGGAGGAUUUUCUCUUCAGAAAUCAGAGGCUGAGACUGAGCCCCUGCUUGGGCACCUCGGGCUUGAUUCAAAGCAAAACGUGUCCG